Molecule: messenger RNA, 2085 nt
Organism: Daphnia pulex (common water flea)
Lineage: Eukaryota; Metazoa; Arthropoda; Branchiopoda; Diplostraca; Daphniidae
Exons: 2
Coding region: 1-2085 (694 amino acids)
Biological process (GO): telomere maintenance; DNA repair
Molecular function (GO): DNA helicase activity
Source: RefSeq, a predicted model, not a curated record
AUGUCAUUGAAUUUCAGAAACGCGGCCUUCCCCACUGUCACUUGCUUCUCUGGGUUGACAAACGUGACGUCCCAACGACAGGAGAAAGACAAUGACUUGACCAUCUGCGCAGAAAUACCAGACAAGAGAACCCAUCCUCGCCUCUAUGAAAUUGUCAUGUCCCACAUGAUUCAUGGACCUUGCGGAGCCAUCAACAAGAAUUCCCCCUGUAUGGACGGUGAUAAGUGCGCCAAAAAGUUUCCCAAGGCAUUCUGUGAAGAAACUAUCGUCAACGACAACGGCUACCCAACUUACAGAAGAAGAGAUACAGGAGUGACGCAUCGUUUGAAAAGAGGGCAAUCGGACUUUGAGGUAGAUAACCGUUGGGUCAACCCUUAUAACCCUUGGUUGUCACUCAAGUACGAUUCGCACAUCAACCUCGAAUACUACACUUUGAUCUUCUGCAUUAAGUACAUCUUCAAGUAUGUUCACAAGGGUUACGACUGCGUGCUAACGGACAACAAAGUAGGAACGUACCAAGAGCAGCAAGAGGCAGGACCUGAAGGCGACGUACCGACAGUUGUCUACGACGAAAUCACGAGCCAUUUGGAUGCCAGUCUCGUUAGUGCGCCUGAAGCCACCUGGCGAAUCUUAAAGUUCCUUCUCACUGACCGUUCUCACUCCAUUAGCCGACUGGCUGUUCAUUUGCCUGGGGGACAAUCCGUCUUUUUUUCAAACGGGCAACGAAGAGCAAGCAGUCAUCAACGCCGCAACAAGGAACACUACUCUUACUGCGUGUUUCAAGUUGAACGAGCAACAAGAGGCGCCAGGCAGUAUUUCUAUCGGGAAAUUCCCCAUCACUACCUGUUUGACAAGCAAUUGCAAAAGUGGAAUCCCAGGAAGAAGAGAGCGAAAAUCAUCGGCCGGCAGUACACGGUGAGCGUCAAACAAGUUGAACGGUAUUGUCUUCGAAUGCUUCUCAUCAACGUUAAGGGUGCAACCAGUUUCGAACAUUUACGGACCGUCGACGACAUUGUCUAUCCCACCUUUAAAGCUGCAGCCAUUGCAUUUAAUUUGCUAGAGGACGACAGAGCUUGGGAAAAGACGUUGGAAGAAGCGGCCACUUUCCAAAUGCCUGUUCAGUUGAGGCAGCUCUUUGUCGACAUUUGUCUCUAUUGCAACCCGACCAACGCUCUGCAACUUUUUGAACUCAAUCUUCCUCAUCUCAUGGAAGACUAUGUCCGAAGCGGUCACGAAGAAGAAGUUGCAAAGAACUUGACGUUAAAGUGGAUACAGGACAAGUUGCUUCUCAACAAUCAACUGACGGAAAAUUUCUCUUUGCCAGUUCCCGAUUUCCAUCUCAUCAACCAGCUCAUCCAAGCUCAGAUUGCAGCCGACAAUGAAGUCGACACGCAUGAAAAGCGAUUGUUGGGGCAAAUGAUGUUGGAAAAACUCAACGAUGGUCAACGAGCAGCCUUUGACCUAAUCAUGGCCUCUAUCGAAGACACCAAUCAGCCACGACUAUUUUUCCUCGACGGCCCAGGUGGAACGGGUAAGAUGUUCCUCUACAACACCCUCAUCACCGUUCUCCAAGGUCAAGGGAAAUCAGUCGUUGCAGUAGCUUCUACAGGCAUUGCUUCCACUCUGCUGAGCAAUGGUUCAACAUCUAAAAUUGAAGAAAGCAACUUCAGUGCCAAGAUAAUCAGAGAAGAAAGUCUCAACAUCUCUGACGAAGCCACGAUGAAGUUAAACUACGCUCUCGACGGAAUCAAUCAUCUCUUCCAAAUGGUGGCCAAGAACCAAAAUGAUCCGUACGGCAAUAAAGUGCUCCUGUUGGGUGGCGACUUUAGGCAGUGCUUACCAGUUGUUAGGCAUGGAAACCGGGUGAAAAUAAUCGAAUCUACCAUCAAAACCAACGAAUCUUGGCCACUCUUCCGUCAACUUCGAUUGGUGCAGAACAUGAGAACAGCAGCUGAUAGUCAAGACUAUGCCGAUUGGCUUUUAAAACUGGGAAACGGAACUUUGCUUUCGAUACCGACCCUCAACGAUCCACUCCAGAGCUCAUUGAAAUUCCGCAAGAUUUUCUCGAGUUGCCGACUAAUUUGA